UAGGAUUUCUUCUACGUCAUCAACUCAAGGCGCUUUUGUUGUUCUUGCGGAGCAGAAAGACGGAGACAAUUAUAUCUAAUACCUUGUAAACAACCCGGAGUAAACAAAGAUACCAUCUCACAUGCUUCAAUAUAACCACGACCGAUGUCGUCUGGUGAAAAGCUGCGUGUUUGUGGUAGUAAAGUAGCUCCUCACUGAGCUGCUAGCUGUAGCUCCUCAGGAGGGAGUCCGCGGUCCGGAUUGGAGCUCCGGGAAGAAGAGGUGACAUAUCCGCUGUAGCUGGGAUGUCCUGACGGAAGUUGGGAAAACAUGUAUUUCACAGUCCCGCCUGGAGUCGUGGCACUAUAAACCCGGAGUAUGGUGUUCGUGUGACUGAUAUUGAUGAUUUAAUGGUGGUUUGUAACAGUUCAACGUGCCAAGUGUAGCGGAGUUAGCCACCACGGAGCUAACGUUACGUAGCAACCCAGGAGGAAGACCGUUUAAAAUGGCGGAGGGUUCUUCGGCCCUCGUCUUCACGCUGCUGAGUCUGAGUGUGAGUGUGAGUGGUCUCUGGGCUCUGGAGGCUUGUCCCGCUCCUUGCUCCUGUUUAAAAGGACAAGAUGAGGUCCGCAUCUUGGACUGUAACAGGAGACGCAUGUCCACUGCUCCUGUGGACCCACCAGACUGGAUAACACAAGUCACCAUGAAUCACAAUGAGCUGACUGCCUUUCCCUUCCUUGGAGAUGUUUCCUCAAAUAUCACCUCGCUGUCAUUAGUUCACAACCGGAUCUCAGAGUUGUCGAUGCAUCAGCUGCUGCCAUACGUUUCCUUGGAGACGCUGGACCUGACAUCUAACUCCAUCUCUGAGCUCAAAGCUGGAUCCUUCCCCUCCAUGCAGCUGAAAUAUCUGAAUUUGAGUAAUAACAAGAUCAGCGUCCUCGAGCCUGGCUGCUUUGAAAACAUCUCCAGCUCCCUGCUGGUGCUGAAGCUGAACAGGAACAGAUUAGUAGCUCUGCCAUCUAAAGUCUUCAAACUUCAACAGCUUCAGUUCCUUGAAAUGAAGCGUAACAAGAUCAAGAUAGUGGACAGUCUGACAUUCAAAGGGAUGGACUCGCUGAGGUCACUGAAGAUGCAGAGGAACGGCAUCACUAAGCUCAUGGAUGGAGCCUUUUUUGGACUAAACAACAUUGAAGAACUAGAGCUCGAGCACAACAACCUAACGGAGGUCAACAAAGGCUGGCUGUACGGACUGCGCAUGCUGCGUAUCCUGCGGGUCAGCCAGAAUGCUGUCGGCAUCAUCCGACCAGACGCCUGGGAGUUUUGCCAAAAGCUGGAGGAACUAGACUUGUCCUUCAAUCAUCUGACUAGACUCGAGGAGACGGCCUUCGUAGGAUUAGGUCUCCUGGACAGCCUGAACCUCGGAGAAAACUCCAUCAGCCACUUGGGAGAGGGAGUAUUCAGUGGCCUGGCAAGUCUGCGCACCCUAGAUAUCCGGAAUAAUGAAAUCUCCUGGGCCAUUGAAGACUCCAUUGGUGUGUUUGAUGGGAUGAAGAAGCUGAACACACUCAUCAUACAACGGAACAAAAUCAAAUCAAUCACUAAGAAAGCGUUUGACGGCCUGGAGGAGCUGGAGCACCUAGACCUCAGCAAGAAUGGCAUCAUGUCGAUACAUCCCGAGGCGUUGUCCCAUAUGAAGCUCAAAGUGUUUGUCCUGAACACGAGCAGCCUGCUGUGUGACUGCCACAUGCAGUGGCUGGGGCCUUGGCUGACUGACAGACAGUUCCAGCAGUCUGUCUCCGCUAUCUGUGCUCAUCCUGCCAGUCUACUCGGUCACAAUGUCCUGUCCGUCAGCCCCGAAGAGUUUGUUUGUGAUGAUUUCCCCAAGCCUCAGAUCACAGCUCACCCAGAGACAUACGUGGCGCUGCGGGGGAACAAUGUGACUCUGAGCUGCGUCGCGUCCAGCAGCAGCGAUUCGCCAAUGUCCACAGCUUGGCGGAAGGACGGGGAGGUGCUGUAUGAUGCAGAAGUGCAAAACUUCGCCCGUUACCAGGAGGGAGAGCUGAUCUACACCACUGUGCUCCACCUCCUCAAUGUCAACUUCACGGAUGAGGGGCGCUACCAGUGUGUGGUGUCCAAUCACUUUGGCUCCAACUACUCCAACAGGGCCAAGCUGACUGUGAAUGAGCUGCCAUCCUUUCUGAAGACUCCCAUGGAUCUGACAAUCCGGACUGGGACUAUGGCCAGGCUGGAGUGUGCUGCUGAAGGCCAUCCGUCACCCCAGAUUGCUUGGCAGAAGGACGGAGGCACCGACUUCCCGGCUGCCCGGGAGCGCAGGAUGCACGUGAUGCCAGAUGACGACAUCUUCUUCAUCGCUAACGUGAAGACCGAAGACAUGGGAGUGUACAGCUGCACGGCUCAAAAUGCAGCUGGCAGCCUGUCUGCAAAUGCUACUCUCACCGUCCUGGAAACUCCAUCCUUCAUGCGGCCGCUGGAAGACAGAACAGUGGCCCGCGGUGAAACCGCCGUGCUUCAGUGUAUAGCUGGAGGCAGCCCGGCCCCUCGUCUCAACUGGACCAAAGAUGACGGGCCACUGGUGCUCACCGAGCGCCACUUUUUUGCCGCGGCCAACCAGCUCCUUAUCAUAGUCGACGCCGGUCCUGCUGAUGCUGGGAAAUACACCUGCAUCAUGUCUAAUACUCUGGGAACAGAACGCGGCCACAUCUACUUGGGCGUCUCACCAUCGCCCAACUGUGACACCGGCACGGGAUACGACCAGGACGGCUGGACCACCGUGGGUAUCGUGGUGAUUGUGGUUGUGUGUUGCGUGGUCGGAACCUCGCUGGUCUGGGUCAUUGUCAUCUAUCACAUGCGCAGGAAGAGCGAGGACUACAGUAUCAGCAACACAGAUGAGAUGAAUUUGCCAGCAGACAUCCCCAGCUACCUGUCCUCUCAGGGUACUUUGUCAGAGCCUCAGGAAGGCUACAGUAACUCUGAGGCUGGCAGCCACCAGCAGCUCAUGCCUCCCCUCUCCAAUGGAUACGUCCAUAAGGGCACAGAUGGUGUGUGUUAUGGAGACACAGGCAGCGAGGUGGAAACUGAGGGGAACGGCAUGCUGCACUGCAGGGUGGGCUCUCUGUUCACUGGCCGGAGCAGCUUCCACCCUGGAGAGCCCCGUGACGGACUAGCUGGACUCCCCACAGGUGGCGCAGGCCCGCUGGUCAUCUGCUCCGACUGCUACGACAACGCCAACAUCUACUCUCGCACACGGGAGUAUUGCCCCUACGCCUACCUGGGGGAGGACGACCCGCUGGACAAGACUCUACCAGACCUGAAGGAGGGCUUCAGUGAGCAUGCCCAGCACAAGGACACGACCCUGGAGAGCCUCAUUAGCAACCUGGACUCCACCGACUUUCUCACCUCACACGACAAAAGGUUGAGCAGCCACACUCCCCCGGAGCACUACGCUAAUGACUCUCUUAGCAGGUCCUUCUGGGGAGAAGUGGAAGAUCCGUCCUCCAAACCCCAACCAGGCGCGUCCCAGCACCCAGUGACAGUACACAGGACACCACCUCUGGCCUCCACUGCCGACGGGGCGGAGGAGCAGAGCGAUGCAGAGGCGGACUGUUUUCCCAGCCAAUGCACACAGGACCACAGAAGUGCCUCUAACAGGACUAACCCUCAGGAGCACCCUGCUCCCACAUAGGUCCUCAUACUCCGCCCACGUUCUGCCUCGGACACUCCUCAUUGCUGCAACACCCCACCCCCUCACCCUCUCUUCACCCACUACCUCCAAAGAGACUCCUCACAUUCUGCCAAAGAUGCUCUCUUGUAUGUUUACAUUCCCCUUUCACUCAAGAGGACAUAACUAACGGUCUCCGCUGUGGAGAGACCGCCGUGUCAGGCUGGAGGAACGGACCAGUGAUUGAAUUUACCUCCUACUUGACACCUCCACCUCUGCAGGAACCUUUUUCUCCCACGUCCUCCAUUCUCCUUUUGUUCUCUUCUCUCUAGAGAAAGCUAUGAAUGUAUGCUUUUAAAGAGCCAUGUCGGAGGCUGCCGCGAGAGAAGGCGUAGACAUUGUCGAAUCUUAACGAGCCCUCUCCUCCGCUCCGUUCACUGCUGAGAUUUUCUCUCAUCAUUCCUGGUACAGACACCUGUUGGAGCAGACUUUGGUAGAAAUUACAAACCACCUAUUCCCAAGUUGGGAGGUUCAAACAGGUGGCACUUGCAGUUCCCUGACCAGCAGUUCGUGGUUAAUAUCGGAAAGAACAUUGAAGACAUGCGUCCCACAUUCCCACAGCCAUCCCGACUGACUCAAAGCUAUGCUAUCUGGUAUCUUGUUAUGCAAAUCCCAGAGACAGUGACACCAAAAUGUGGUGUAUAUUAUGAAUAUAUAUGAAUAUAUCCUAUAUCAUCUAUCUGUUUUUGUCCUAUGUCAAACGCAAUUCCUUCAUUUUUAUGUGUUUGUAAUGAGAAGCAGUUUGGGGAGAAAGCGUAACAUGUUUUUUUGCACAUGUGACAAUCAUGGUUUUGCUGGCUAUUUUCUCAUGGUUGUCUAUCUGAUGGCCUUUUAAACAAGCAUUCUCAGUAACCUCGAUCAGGUGACAUUAUGGCUUAUAUAUAUAUAUAUAUAUAUAUACUAUAUAUAUACACACAGUAUGCACUGAUUUGUUUUUCCCCUUUUAUUAUACUUUACAGGCACUUAAUUUAAUGCUGGUAAACUUUAUUAUGCAGUGCGCAUGCCGUUUUACAUUGUGAGGAUUCAUCAUCACAGUUUUAUCUCAAAACGUUCCUGAUCCUUCCGUAGAUAUCGAUUUAAGCCGAGGUUUUCACUUGGGACUGUGAAAAAUGAGAAUGUAUUGUAUUAUUUUAUACAUGUGUGUAUGUAUGUUUGUGUAAAUAAGGCUAGUAAUCUAUUAAAUUCCAUGUGCUACUAGUCCGUUUGCAGAGAGGUUUGAGACAUAAGCUGCAGUAAUUUUAAGCUUCAUUCAUUUUAAGUCUUUAUUGACCCAGCCGUUUUACCUGUUUGUUCAGGUAACAAGACAUUUUCCUCCUAACUGAAAGAUAGUACUUAAACAGCUGCCAGCUUCAGCAAAAUGUACUGUUUCCGAAAAGGUAAAUGCCUCUCGUGUAAAAGAUCAUCAGCUUCGAUGUCACGAGUCGUCCUUAAAAAUUCCUCUUGAUUAUUGCACUUCAGAGAUGUGAUUUGGCUUUCUUUGUGACUCUCAGAAAACUCCUAUUUGCUCAAUAUAUGUAGUAAAUUGCACUCAGUUGUCGGUUUAUUAAGUACACCUAGCUAAAAGUAAUGCAGUCUAAUAGACUCUUUCACAGUUGUAAAUGUAAACAUUCCAAAUGUGUCCCAGUUUAUUUCCUGUUGCAAUGUAUGUGAAUAACAUGUGUGAAUGCAGCGGUUAGCACUGUCACCUCACAGCAAGAAGGUCCCGAGUGUAAAACCUUUGCCAAAUCAAAUACGCGGAUCAUAAAAUCUGAUCUCAGAUGAUCCGCUGUGGCGAUCCCCUAACGGGAGCAGCCGAAAGACGAACAGUGUAUGCGUAUGAUAUGGACUCAAGCUGUCGCCUCGCAAUGCAAUUCCGUUGAAAAAGGUCUAUACAGCAUUCCCUAAAUAAAUCCUACCUUCAUGAAGGUUAAAAUGUCCAGUUUUAGACAGGUGUUGGUUCAACUUUAUUAUCAUUUUGGAGGAUGUAGUUUGUGGUGCUGUUUAAUUGUACUGACAGGUGUUUCUAUUAUUUUGUCCACCACAUUUAUAUCAAUGAGGGUAGGCUAAAUGAUCAUAAAGUUAAAUCAACACCUGAACAACUGAACAUUCAUGACGGUAGGAUUUAUUUCACUCAACUGUGCUAGGUUUAGCUUGGUGUACCGAAUAAUUUUGCAACUGAGUAUAUAUCAUACUCAUUCUUCAAGGACUUGAUGUCUGACAGCAAUAUUUGAAAGCUUAUUUUUGUUAUUGUCACGUCCGUUAUGUUGAUCAUCACUACUGCUACAUUCUGCUCUUUAUUUGUAUGACCAAGAACAGAUGUGUCAUGUUCCUGUUGUCCCUCGGUUGUAGCGGUACGCUACAUUGUGUGUGUUCAGACACUAACAAAUCAAUGAUGCUGACAUGUUAAUCUACAGUGCAAAUGUCUGAUGGUGUAGCUUGAUGCUAUAUUAUUUUAAGUGUAACAUGGCCAUACAAAAUAUCCUUACUUUAUAUCAAUAUUGCUCAAAAUGGUCUACAUGUGUGUUGAGCAGCAGAUGGUAUCGGUACACCUCAGUGGUACGUGCAGAUAUGAGUUGCCAAUGGAAGCAGAUUUUUGUUGUUUUCUGACUGUUGGCCAAUUUCAUGCCCCGCUUUGAGCGAUUGAGGAAGUGUCAAGUCGUCCUAAUGGAGCUACAACUCAUCGGUUCAAUAUCUCCUGCCAACACAGCCUAACACAAUGUGCAUUAAUAUUGUUUUAUUCUCCGAACGUCCUUUAUGACUUUAUACCAAAGUUUAGCAGUAAAUGCUCUGGCAAUAUCCAAUGCUGCUUUUUAUUUUUUGUAUCGUUGAAGUUUUUGUUUUCAAUCGUAUUUUUUUUGGACCUUGUUUACCUGUACAUUCUGUAAAGCAUGUCUAAAGAGCCUUUUUUUGUUACGUAGCCAUUACUCUGACAUUAAACAUGAAUUCUGAUAA
Messenger RNA from Sebastes umbrosus (honeycomb rockfish), 6649 nucleotides. It is a transcript of the gene lrig2, whose product is annotated as leucine-rich repeats and immunoglobulin-like domains 2. Gene Ontology annotation, molecular function: protein binding. Bases 485 to 3682 code for a protein of 1065 amino acids. The transcript is spliced from 18 exons. The record is from RefSeq and is a predicted model, not a curated record. NCBI's taxonomy places the organism in Eukaryota, Metazoa, Chordata, Actinopteri, Perciformes, Sebastidae.